GAAGGGGCAGGGCCGGUCCGUGCCCGGCGCACAAAGCCGGGGCCCGGCGGGUCCGCGAUGGGGCUGGCGGCGGCGCGGGGCUGGGCGCUGUCGCCGCUGUCGCCGGGCCCGGCGGAGCGCAGCCGGCCCUACGCUGUGCUGCAGCACCAGAACCUGGUGCUGCUGGGCAGCAUCCUCAGCGCUCUGCUGCUCACCAUCAUCCUCAUGGCCAUCUGUGUGUACCGGCCCGUCCGGCGGCGGUAGCGGAGCGGGAGCCGCGGGACGUCGAGAGAAUGCUGCAUCCCACCCGGUUCUCCCUCCUGGCAUCCACCGUCCCAGCACCGCUUCAGUCCUGCCGGUUCUCCCGCCUGGUACCGACCCCAGCAGGUUCUCCCCUCCGGUGCCCACCGUGCCACCAGUGCUCCGGUGCCGCCCGGUUCUCCCCUCCGCUCCCGUCAGCUGCUGGGGAUGCCCUGAGGAUGCGAGCGUGGCUUUUCUCCCAUCUCUGCUGUAUCACGCGGCUCCAUCGCGAUGUGGCUUCCAGCAGUGGCGUGGCCGGGUGCUGGGAAUCAUCUCCUCCCUCGGCAAACGCUCCUGGAGCUCCUGGGCCCGGCUCGGAGCAGGGGCUGAGCAACGCCUCCCAAAUCCCAGCGUUUCUGCGAGGCUGAUCCCAGCCCGUGUGCUCCAGAGCAUCCCCGGGGCGUGCAGGCGCAAGAACAGGGCGAGACUGGGGCAUUGUGCGGGGAGCAGCUCCACGUGUGUGCUUUUUGCUCUCUGAUUCAUUCAGGUCCUUGUUUGAACGCUGAGUCCUGGGGUUGGAUGGGGCUUGGAGCGACCUGGGGUAGUGGGGGGUGUCCCUGUCAGGGCAGGGUGUAGAACAGGAUGAGCUUUAAGGUCCCAUUUUAAAAUAUUCCAAAGGUAAAAGUUCAGUGAAGCAGCCAGCAGUGGGUGGAGGGUCUGGUCCAUUCCAGCCUCUGAGCAGAACACUGAUGCAUGAGCUGAGUUUUCCCAAGUCAGGCUUCUCAUUCCCAUUGUUACGUGCUUUAACUCCUGGCUAAAAAGCCCCAAAACCUCCCAUCAAACCAGCCCUGCUGAGCCUGUUGGGAACUGGGGUGCAGGUAAGGGAUUCCAGCAUGUGCUGGUCACUGCUCCUGGAAACAGGAGCCUCCCAAGGUCUGCAGGCCAGGCAGAUGCUCUGGAAGAGUUUGAGCUCCAGCCAGACCCAUUUGAUGCAGUUUCAGUAAUAACUGUUUACACUGAAUCCCACUUCCAUACGAAAGCUGCUAUUUUGUUUUGCACUGCUACACAUAGUAACUGGAUUUUACUAAUUAUUACUUUAAUAUUUAACAUAGGGGUGUUUUGCUUAGUAAUUUAUUUAGUUUUAAAACGUUAACUUCCAGAACAAUUGUUGUUGACCUGUUCUCAAGCCCUCGUGCUGCAUCUGAGGUGUUUUCUGUUGUGUUUCAAGGACACAGAGUGCUGGCAUUGAACAGGGAUUUUCUUUGUUUUGAGAAAUGACAGAGUGAGCCUGGCCUCGAGCAGAUGGAGCUGUUAAUCCAAGAGUGAGGCAGCAAGGCAGCACUGUUCUUUCUAUUGCUUUCUGCCCCUCCUUUUGCUCUCUGAUUCCUGUGUUCCUGAUUUUUCCUGGUCCUUCAUCGCUGUGAAGCCUGGCCUGCAGCCUGUGCUGCUCGUGGGGGUGGAUGGUGAAGCUCCCAGCCUCAGCUCUGCAUUCCCAGGAGCAGAAUUCCUGUUUGCUCUCAUUCCUCACUCCCUGCUAUGCCUCUUUGUACAAAUAAAACGCUCAGUAAACAA
Molecule: messenger RNA, 1791 nt
Organism: Passer domesticus (house sparrow)
Lineage: Eukaryota; Metazoa; Chordata; Aves; Passeriformes; Passeridae
Gene: C17H12orf76
Product: chromosome 17 C12orf76 homolog
Exons: 2
Coding region: 58-243 (61 amino acids)
Source: RefSeq, a predicted model, not a curated record